ACCCUCCUCUGUUUUCUAACACGUCCUCAGAAAGCAUUUAAAUUCCCGAGCGUGCAAGAAGCUGUACAUUUUGGAUAUUUAGCAUCCGAAUAGCAACGAUGAGUGGUAGAGGAAAGGGAGGCAAAGGACUCGGUAAAGGAGGCGCCAAGCGUCACCGCAAAGUUCUCCGUGAUAACAUCCAGGGAAUCACCAAGCCCGCAAUCCGCCGUCUGGCUCGCCGCGGUGGUGUGAAGCGUAUCUCCGGUCUGAUCUACGAGGAGACCCGCGGUGUGCUCAAGGUUUUCUUGGAGAAUGUCAUCCGCGAUGCCGUCACUUACACCGAGCACGCCAAGAGGAAGACCGUCACCGCCAUGGAUGUGGUGUAUGCUCUGAAGAGACAGGGCCGCACUCUGUACGGCUUCGGCGGUUAAACCGGUUUUUCUUUUCUGACUUGGAAAAAAAAUAAAGGCCCUUUUAAGGGCCACUCACGAAAUGUAAAGAGGUGAUUCUGUUUUCAACGGUGGUAAAGGUUCUUGCUGUUCCGUGACCUCUGAAGACCACCCGGGCGGCUGUUCAUUGCCUACAUAUUGCCAUAUUGCCUUGUCUGUCUAGAUUAACAAGUCUUGAAUGAUCAGAAUUUAGAAUGUUUGGAGGGCCACGUGCGGUUCGCAGUUCAGCUGCACCUUUGUGGAUUUUAACAAAUCGAAUAGACCGUGUGUAUUCAUUCUGGCCCAGCUCUUCCACUUAACCUCUUAAAUAAGAAUUUCAAGUUUAUUCCGUAAAAUUACAAGAGGGACACGCAGAAAGUACAAUGCACAGUUGCCAUGGGUUAGAAGGUGAAGUUUACAAACUGAGAAGAUCAAAUUAAUUAGAGCACUAUAGUAACUGAGUUAUUGAAGUUCAAGAAUUAUUUCAUCUCCAAAUCCAGUGUAUAAAGUCUCUUAGAUCAAAGGUCCAACACGUGCCAUGGCAGGCCCUGUGUUGGAUCCAAAGUUUUCCUCUGUUUAAGGUCAGUGAGCACCUGUUUGAUCACCAUUUCACUUGACGGAUUGUAGCAUUUCUGGUUUUCCACAUACAAUACUGAUUAAUUAACAGUUCUUUUUGCUUGAACACCAUCUUUUUUUCCCCCAACAAUCUAUACAUGAUUGAGUUAUAGUUAGUUCAAAGUUCUUCACUUCAAAGGUCAGACCAUGAUUUUAAAUUAUAGUCCAGUGAUUCAGACCACCUUCAUCAAAUUCAGCCUCAACCUUUUAUUAUACCCCCUUAUUGGCUGCACUGUGACAAUACCAAAUAUAUAAUAAUUGUUAACUGAGCUGCUAUCACACACGUCUGAAGCAACUUUGUGCUAUAUUACAUUUUUUUUAUCCUCUAUGUACGCAACCUAUGUAUAUAUUUUUAUUCUACUGUGAAAAUUACUAUGCAAUAAAGGUUCUUCUGUACCCACCAUGUGCCAUUUCUGUUUGAACUGAAAAUUUGCAAAUUUUUUUUGGCACAUUUAUGGCAAUUUUCUACAGUUCUUUUGUGGCUAUAUAUAUAUAUAAGUUCUUUCUAUAAAAUGUACAUAUAGUCGUGCAAAACUGUAUUUUUCUGUUCUAUUGCUAUUGCCUGCUGCCUGUAACACCUGA
This is a messenger RNA of Chelmon rostratus (copperband butterflyfish), 1604 nucleotides long. Its product is annotated as histone H4. The transcript has a single exon. The record is from RefSeq and is a predicted model, not a curated record. Bases 99 to 410 code for a protein of 103 amino acids. Gene Ontology annotation, biological process: nucleosome assembly. NCBI's taxonomy places the organism in Eukaryota, Metazoa, Chordata, Actinopteri, Chaetodontiformes, Chaetodontidae. Gene Ontology annotation, molecular function: DNA binding; protein heterodimerization activity; structural constituent of chromatin. Gene Ontology annotation, cellular component: nucleosome.